Ceutorhynchus assimilis (cabbage seed weevil) is the source of this 2121-nucleotide messenger RNA. NCBI's taxonomy places the organism in Eukaryota, Metazoa, Arthropoda, Insecta, Coleoptera, Curculionidae. The record is from the annotation of a GenBank genome assembly.
GCGGAUUUCAAUUAACCGCUCCGAAUAGUUCAGUUCAGUAAAAGUAAACUUGGCAACACUGUUUAUUAAAAAAUUGCGGCAAAAAUUUAAACUUUUCCACAACUUACCGCCAGCCAUGCCAAAGUUUCCUGUUUAUAGGCAUUUGAAUUUGUUUGGUGAGAUUGCUUGCAAAACACCGACACUUAAAUAUGGCCGCAUCAGAUCCAGGCAAAGGGGCAGAGUCAUCAAGUAUCUGUGUAAUCCUGGAUAUCAAUUAGCUGGAGAAAAGACUUCUUUUUGUAUUAACGGGACCUGGGAUGUCAAUAUACCAAAAUGUGUUCGGGGUAGUUGUGCGAAGGCUGAAACAGCACCAACAAAUGGUAUAGUCAUACCAACUCACAAUGGAGCUGUUCUAAAUUUUUAUUGCAAACAAGGAUAUGAAUUAAAUGGGCCAAUCACAGUUUACUGUGAUGGAUUUCGAUGGGACAGUCACAAACCGUCAUGUAUUCCUUCCGAUGAACAACCUAGUCUAUUUUGCGACUUUGAAGAUGAAAACAUCUGUCAUUGGUCACACGAUUUGAACCAUGACAUGGAUUGGCAAAGAGACAGCUAUAGAACUCCUACAGGAUAUUCUAUGCCCACAGGCCCCAGUUUUGAUCAUACGAAAGGAAACGGCUCGGGUGGAUAUUACAUGUACAUUGAGUCGUCUUCGAGAAGGAUAAACGAUACUGCUCGUUUAAUAUCGCCCAUUUUUGAGGCUACGAAUAGCAGUACCUGUUUGGAAUUUUGGUAUCAUAUGUAUGGAAGAAGUACAGGUACCCUAAAAGCCUAUAUAAAGAAAGUAUCUGAUUUGUGGCCUUUAAAUCCAGGAAGUGCGCUAUUUACUAAAAGUGGAGAUCAAGGAAAUGUUUGGUAUAGAGCCUUCGUUGAUUUAGGCGUAUUAACGGAAAAUUUUCAAAUAAUUAUGGAAGGUAUUCGGGGAAAUGGUUACGUUAGUGACACUGCUAUAGACGACGUGAAUAUUAUCCCAAAUUGUAAUUAUGAUGAUUAUCUGUUGUUUUCUACUGAACCUUCAGCACCUGUUAGUGAAACUUUCAAAUCAAUCGAAUCCUGUGAAAACCGCUGUGGUUUAAAAGCAUUUCAUAAUGAUUCGCAGGUAAUUAAUUGCGAUUGUGAUGAAUUUUGCUACGAAACUAGCCAGUGUUGUCCGGAUUAUGUGGAUUUUUGCCUUAGCGGCUCUACAGAUACUGAUUGGAGCACCACAACUGAAAUAAUUUCAGAAGAACCCUUGAACACUACACAAAAUAUUAUCACCAAUAAAACUGCUAAAGUUGUUGUUCCUACAAAAAAAUCAACCACAAGACCGACAUCUACAAUAAAAAUUAUACCCACCAUGAAAUCAACACUAAAACUUACAUCUACCACAAAAUCAACACUAAAACUUACUCAGUCUACAACUACAACAAAAAAACCUACGACAAAUCCAAAACCCAAAAUAAUUAACCCCGUUUCUACUAAACCUUUAAUUUUUCUGAAACCCAGUACCACUCCAGAAGUUGUUCAGAAAAUCAUUCCAAAAUUUCCGCAAAGCAAGAACUCAUCCAAAAUCGUUUUUGUCAAACCUAAAACUACUACACCCAAACAGUCAUACAAUGAUGAUAUUGCUCUACCUAAAAAAUACGACAUAUCAUCUGAAGAAGAUAGCAAUGACAUAAAUGAGAGUUUACAAGAUAAGGAAGAGUCAGUGGAAAAAAUUUCAAAUGUGGAAAAAGACUAUCCCAUCAAAAUCAUCAAUAACUCUGAAAAUGUAGGUGAGAUUAAAACCGAGUUCAGUCAAAUUGAUGAAGACCACCCAUCGAAUUUGAAAUUGACUUUUGUUGUGAUAGCAUCUAUAUGUGGAGUGGCCUUAUUUGGUAUCUUAACAGGAGUAGCUCUAGUUAAGCUGAGAUUUGUUCAAUGCAGGAAUCAAAGAAUUCGAUCGGGUCAAGGAGACAGUCAGAGUGAUGUCCGAUUUUUGACAGCAGAUGAAAUUUUGGAUUUCAGUUUGGAUAAGGAUUAUGUCGAUGAUUUGUGAUAGAACAUUAGGUGUAAAGUCUGAUAUUUUGUAUGGAGCACUUUUGAAUAAAUAAUUUAUUUGUGAUA